CAAUGCUUCAGUGAGUAUGAGCUGAUGCAUGUCAGAAGUCCACAAUUCCAGCUGCAUUCUUCUGAAGUCUGACUGUAGAAAGAUAAUACUGGAGAGAGCUGAGGAACUGUUGUCCUCAACAACUUCAAGUGAACCACGUACUUCUGCGAUCCAGAAUGCCACACAUUUCGGAAUAUGCAUAUUACAAGGUCCAGACACACCUGGAAAACUCGACCAAGUUUCAUAUCCACCAGACACAGAGGCAGCAGGUGAAACAGUACCUGGCACUGGGCACCAAGCUUUCCAAUCAGAGACUUCCCAUUCCUCACUCACAUCCAGGAGAGUCUGUUGGGGCACCUCCUGUUAUGAGAAAUGGUCAUAUCCCUUCUGGCAGUGAAGGUAGUAUGCCUGACAGUCCAGUUACACUGCUGUCCCUAGGAACCAAUCAUGAAAAUGAGAUGGACGAUGUCAUUGAUGAUAUAAUCAGCUUAGAAUCAAGUUGCUUUAAUGAGGAUUCACCCAGCUGUAUGGAGCCAUCUUCUCUAAUACACAACACAUUGCCAUUGUCCAGCAGUAUUUUAGAUGUCUAUGGAGGUGAUCAGGGUAUGAAUGGAAGUAAUAUUGGACUCUCUGGUAGUUCCUGUUCUACUAAUCUUCCAGUGAAAAGGGAAAUUGCAGUUACACAUCAUGGAAAUGCUGAAACACAUGCACUAGUUAAAGAAAGGCAAAAGAAAGAUAAUCACAACUUGAUUGAACGAAGACGAAGAUUCAAUAUCAAUUAUCGUAUUAAAGAGCUUGGUACCUUAAUUCCAAAAUCAAAUGAUCCUGACGUGCGCUGGAAUAAAGGCACCAUUUUGAAAGCAAGUGUGGAGUACAUUAAGUGGCUUCAGAAGGAGCAGCACCGUGUCCGAGAGUUAGAAAACAGGCAAAAGAAACUGGAGCAAGCUAACCGAAGACUGCAGCUGCGGAUUCAGGAGCUUGAAAUGCAAGCUAGAGCUCAUGGUCUGCCCACCAUGUCAUCGGGCCUUAGUCCAAUGGAGCUGGCUGCCCAUCUCGUCAAGCAUGAGUCGUGCCAGGAGGACAGUGGCCCUGAUUAUCUGCAGCAACCAACUUUGCCUCAGAUGUUGAGUGAACUUAAUGAAGGGUCCUAUAGCUAUUUGGACCCUUUGUCACAUUUCACAGACUUAUCCUUCAGUGCUGCUUUGAAACAGGAGAACAGGCUUGAAGAAGUUCUAAUGGACACCACCAUCUCAGUGGGCACAAAUCCUUUGUCUGCGACAUCACCUGGAGCAUCGAAAGGAAGCAGCAGGAGAAGCAGCUUCAGCUCGGAUGAUGAUAAAUUGUGAUCAAUAUAGUGAUUCGCUAAGGGACUCUGAUCAUUUCAUUUAUCAGGAAAAUUAUUAAAACACAGAUGAUUUGCUUAACUACUGAUUCUCUGUGAGCCAUUUGCACAUUGGUAUUUCAAAUCUUCACUGAGGGUUAGAAUCCCUUUCUUUGUAAUGUUUGUUUCAUUCUGGUGCUGCUAAUACUAAUCCUUCAUGAGGAAAAUAAGUUUCCAAUGACCAAGUAGAAACUGUGCAUUUUCAGAAUCAAUAAGAAAUUGCCAAUUGCACAAUUAACAAGGAACAUAAAUGUUCAAAACUCUUCCUUCCUUUAUUUUCAAAUGGCCUAUUAAAUCAUGUACUGCUGUUCCACUAAGCGGGAGAAUUUUAUUUUCUGGGUUAUUUAAGAAAAAGCUUUUGUAUAAAAGCAAUGGUUAGUCAAAUAUUUUUGAGGUAGCAGAAGUAUCUGUCAACACCAAGUCUGAAAAGCACACAUUAAACUAUAUCAUGUACUGUGGUUGUCUUCUUGACCCAUCAGGUUUGUUGUGGAUGCAAAGUGAUUUCAUGAAGGAUCUGAUGGAAACGUAUUUUGCCUAAUACAAAAAAACAUGUUAAAUGUGUGUUCUUAAAAAAACAAAAAUUGAAGUCACAAUUUUUUUUUUUGUCCUAUUUGGUCAAGCUGCAAUCUUUUGCUCUGCGGGCAAGAUUUUUGGUUUGGUUAUUUCUUGCUUAAUGGGGGUGUGGCGCAUUGCUUCCCAUUUUUUUUGUUAUUUAAAAAUAGCAAUUGAGCAAAAGGGAUAUAACUUUUUUUGAAAAUAACUCGAUUGACAUUUCUGUGGUAAUUAAUCCACAGACAUGGGGAAAUUCUAUUGCACGCUUGCCCAUGUUUGGAGUAUAUUCAGUGUACAUAAAUUUGUUAGAAUUACAAUGCAUUAAUGUAGUGCAAAAGGUAGAAGAUACUUCAGCUUUUAAGUUGUUAGAGGUUGCAGAAGAUGGGGAAAAUAGUUCUUUGUUUAUAGAAGUUUACUCAUCUGUGUUACUUCUACAGUUUUCUGUUCCUAUAAUGAUUAGAUUCUAGAGGUUAAAUUUUAAACUUUGGAGUUAACCUAUCUUUCAAUAAUUUCACUGUUCCUGUAAAGCAUUUUCUGUACACAAUAAAAUGCUUUUAUCAGGUGAUAAAACAAAUUUCCCCAGUUUUACUUGUUGGAGCUAUUUAAAAACAAAUUGAACUUCUGAACUUCAUGAAUUUUGUUGCAGAUAGAAAAUGGGGGGGGGGGGUCCAAAAUCAAAUGUUUCUUAACUAACUGAACAACUUGCAACUAACUGCCUCCAGUUGAGUAAAUUAUUGAAUUUAAAGAAUCCCUAGAAACAAGGAACUGAGAGCUAAAGGAAUCUGGAAAAGUGAGGUCAGAGGGAGGCAAUUUCUAAGAAGGGUUUAAAGAAGAAACAGAAGCAAGAGAAGUUGGGGAAAUUCAAAGCUGAAGUCCAAAUUGCCAAUAGAUGUGUUGAUAUAUUUAAAAACAGGAAAAGCCAGAUUUGGAGAAAAGCAAAUUUCAAGCUAUGUUUUGAGAUUGGAGGAAUCUAUGAAUCUAAGGUGGAGUAAGAUUUUUUUUUAAAGGGACCUGAAGAUGAGAAAGGGUAUUUAAUCUAGUAACUUGGAAGCAAGUUGGGUUGGCAAAAAUAGAACAGGGGUGGUGGGUAAGAUGAAGAUUGGAAUAUAAGCAGAAAAGGUUCAAUAAAGCAUUAAUUUAACUGCUGCUAAAAACCUUGUUCCUGCGCAUGAACAAAGUUUUGUAUCUGUGAGAAUACUUUGGUAAACAGGAGUCUGAAACUUGUCUCUAAGUAGAUAUAAUGGUAUUCUGUGUGGGGCAAAGAGAUGACAUCCUUUUUGAUUGCUUAUGUUUGCUUCCCAUUAACAGAAGAUGUACGCAGGAGUAUAUCAUUUGCCCCUUUGUAUCUUGUGAUCUCACAAAUGCUGCUUUUAAUUUUGUUCUCAUCACUUUCCUCAUCCUGUUUCUUAGUAUCAUAAAAUAUCCAUUACUUUUAUUUUUGAAUGCACUCAACAUUUGUACAAUCUAGAGGUUACAAACAAUAGCUGUCCUGCUUUUGUGGUCCAAAAUGGAUGAUCUCUUGUCUGGAUUCAAUGCUGCUUGCUCUUGAACUCUGCUCCCCUUGUUUAGGAAGGCUGUCCUUCCAAGAAAAAAAUCUGGAACUUUUGAAACUAUAAUUAACUAGUUUGGACUGUGUGGGAAUAAUUUUCUCACUUACUGUACUACAGAAUGAGACAAUUGAUUUUCAUAUAGCCAGUCUUAUAUCACAUUGCUUUGUACAUCUUUCUAAUGAAAUAUUUUCACUUGGAGAAUAUUUUUUCAUCUUUAUCCUGUUCUGUAUAAAUGGGUUUACAUUUGUUACAAUGCAGAGAUUGGUUUUGAAAAUGAAGGAAGAGUUGAAGAUUUUUGUCAGGUUUUUAAAUGAGUAGGGCAAGCAUCUUGAACAAGGCUUUUGUCUUAAGUAUUGACAAUCAUUUGUAUUUUUGGCUGAUAGCCUGUAUUCAAGGCUACAAACUAUUUACAAAAAUGUACUGUCAUUGUAUUACAACAUUUGUAUGAAAUAACCCUUUGUAAGAUUUGUACAUUCAUCUUUUUUGGAGAGAUUUUGGUACUGAAUUUUUGUGGAAAAAAUCUGUACAUAGUGUCUGUUUCUGUCACCAGUGCCUCUGAAAUAUUCCUGAAGGUAGUAAAUUCUUCAAAAAUUG
Molecule: messenger RNA, 4056 nt
Organism: Hypanus sabinus (Atlantic stingray)
Lineage: Eukaryota; Metazoa; Chordata; Chondrichthyes; Myliobatiformes; Dasyatidae
Product: transcription factor EC-like
Exons: 9
Coding region: 156-1325 (389 amino acids)
Biological process (GO): regulation of transcription by RNA polymerase II
Cellular component (GO): nucleus
Molecular function (GO): RNA polymerase II cis-regulatory region sequence-specific DNA binding; protein dimerization activity; DNA-binding transcription factor activity, RNA polymerase II-specific
Source: RefSeq, a predicted model, not a curated record